GGGAAGAGAAAAUCAGCCCCGCGACUCCACGUCACGCCAGUUGCCAUUGCCUAGUGGGACCGAGUGAAUGAGAAAUUUGCACCACAGUGAAGCAUGAAGUCAACUCACUUUACACCCCUCGCGUGUUUUCAGUAUUUUCAUUUUUCAUCAUCAUUUCCUCGUCUCUUCGCCGACGAAUCAAGAACUUUGCUACUCAUAAAGCGAUUCACCCUUUCAGUGUAGUGAGAACCGUUCUUCCGACGGUUGUGCAGUCAAUUUUUUAAGCCCAUGAAUUCAAACAAGAUGGAUUCGAACUCUAAAUUUUCAGACAAGUUGCUCACACGGAGGUCUUUGCUCCUGCAACCAUUUCGGACAGUGUUGGGUUGUUUUUCGUAUUCUAAUUUGGGCAAGCAAGGUUCAGAUUCUUUUCGUCCUUCUACCGAUUCCAAUUUGGGCCAGCAAGGUUCAGAUUCUUCCCAUCCUUCUAUUGAUUUCACUUUGGGCAGCCAGCAGCGAGGUUCAGAUUCUUCUUGUCCUUCUAUUGAUUCCAAUUUGGGCCAGCGAGGUUCAGCUUCUUCUCGUCCUUCCAUCUAUUCCAAUUCUGUCCAUACCUAUAGAUAUGAUGUGUUUAUCAGUUUUAGAGGUGCAGACACCCGCAACACUUUUGUUGAUCAUCUUUAUGCUCACCUAACAAGGAAGGGUAUUUUCGCCUUCAUGGAUGAUAAAAGGCUUGAGAAAGGGGAAUCCCUUUCGCCACAACUUCUUCAAGCAAUUCAAAAUUCUAGAAUUUCUAUUGUUGUCUUCUCUGAAAGAUAUGCCGAGUCUACGUGGUGUUUGGAAGAGAUGGCUACUAUUGCUGAAUGCCGUGUAGAACUCAAUCAAAAAGUAUUUCCUGUUUUUUAUGAUGUCGAUCCGUCUCAUGUACGAAAACAGAGUGGGGUUUACCUGAAUGACUUUGUUUUACACAAGAAGAAAUUCAAGCAUGAUCCAAACAAGCUUGUGAGAUGGAAAAAUGCUAUGAAAGUUUUAGCUAACUUAGUUGGUUGGGAUGUCAUGAACAAGCCAGAGUCUAUAGAGAUUGAAAACAUUGUUCAAGCAUUAAUAAAAACUUUGAAUCAUAAAUUCUCAGGGUUUACCAGCGAUCUUGUUGGGAUGCAACCUCGCAUAGAAGAAUUAGAAAAGCUUUUAAAAUUGAGCUCAAAGGAUGAUGACUUCCGAGUUCUGGGAAUUUUGGGGAUGAGUGGAGUAGGAAAGACAACUCAUGCUACUGUUUUGUACGACAGAAUCUCUUAUCAGUUUGAUGCUCGUUGUUUUAUUAAUAACACAAGCAAACUUUAUAUGGAUGGUGGCAUUGUUGCUGUACAAAGACAAAUUCUUCGACAAGCUCUAGACGAAAGAAAUCUUGACUCAUACGAUACUUGUGAAAUUUUAGGGAUUAUGAUAAAUAGGCUUCACAGUUCCACUAAGGUCCUUCUAGUUCUUGACAAUGUUGAUCAAUUAGAGCAAUUGCAGGAAUUAGGUAUAAAUCCUAAAUUACUUGGGAGUGGCAGUAGAAUAAUCAUAACCACAAGGGAUGAGCAUAUUCUAAGAGUGUAUGGGGCUGAUAAAAUUCACAAAGUUCCAUUGUUGAAUAGUAAUGAUGCUUCUGAACUUUUUCUUAGAAAAGCCUUUAAAGGUGAAGACCAAAGCAGCAACUGUGUUGAAUUGAUUCCAGAGAUACUAAAAUAUGCUCAAAAUCUUCCAUUAGCAAUUAAAGUAGUGGGCUCUUUCUUGUGUACUCGAGAUGCUACUCAGUGGAGAGAUGCUUUGGAUAGAUUGAAGAACAAUCCAGACUGUAAAAUUAUGGAUGUGCUCCAGAUGAGUGUUGAUGGACUACAACAUGAGGAGAAGGAAAUAUUUCUGCACAUUGCUUGUUUUUUUAAAGGGGAGAGGGAAGAUUAUGUAAAGCGAGUUCUAGAUGCAUGUGGAUUAUACCCUCACAUAGGAAUUCAAAGAGUCAUUGAGAAGUCACUCAUUACCAUUAAAAACCAAGAGAUUCAUAUGCAUGAUAUGUUACAAGAACUUGGGAAGAAAAUUGUUCGGCACAAUUUUCUAGACGAUCCAGGAUUGUGGAGUAGAGUAUGGCGAUGCAAUGAUUUUUAUCAUGUCUUGGAGACAAAAACGGGAACAAACAAUAAUGUUAAAGCUAUAGUUCUGGAUCAAAAGGAAAAUUUCUCCAAGUGCAGGGCUGAAGGAUUUUCAAAUAUGAGCAACCUUGCACUUCUCAUAUUGUAUCAUAACAACUUUUCAGGAAAUUUGGAUUUUCUUUCCAACAACUUGCUAUAUCUUUUGUGGCAUGGAUACCCUUUUACUUCUUUGCCGUCAAAUUUUGAGCCAUAUUAUCUUGUGGAAUUGAAUAUGCCUGAUAGUAGCAUUCAACGACUGUGGGAAGGUCGCAAGGAACUACCUAAUUUGAAAAGGAUGGAUUUGAGCAACUCCAAGAAUCUUAUAGAGACUCCAAAGUGUUUUUGGACCCCAAAACUGGAGCGGCUGGAUUUUACAGGAUGCACAAACUUAGGACAGGUCCAUCCAUCAAUUGGACAUCUUACAGAACUGGUUUUCUUAUGCUUGCAAAACUGCAGCAGUUUGGUUGAUCUUGAUUUUGGUAGUGUAUCAAGAUUAAGUUCCUUGAGAGUUCUACGCCUUACUGGUUGCACAAAACUUGAAAAGACGCCAGAUUUUACCGGGGCAUCAAAUCUUGAGUACCUUGAUAUGGAUGAAUGUACAACUUUAUCCAAAGUUCAUGAAUCUAUUGGGAAUUUGACAAAGCUUAAAUUCUUGAGUUUGAGAAACUGCACAAAUCUGGUUGAAAUGCCCGAUAGUAUUAAGUGGAUGGCAUCCCUUGUAACUCUAGAUUUUUGUGGUUGCUCGAGUCUUACAAUUCUACCCCUAGAAUGUACUCAUACCGAUCAUAUGAGAUCUCUGAUUUUUUUAGAUUUAAGCUUUUGCAAUCUUCAUGAAGUACCCGAUACUAUUGGAACGUUAAAGACAUUAGAGAGACUAAAUCUACAAGGAAACAAGUUCCGUUCACUACCUGAUAAUUUCUUUGAUCUUGAAAACCUAGCAUAUCUAAACUUAUCUCAUUGCCAUGAGCUUGAAGCUAUUAAACCCAUAUCUUUUAAAAGUGCUUCUUCUGGAGGAAGAUAUUUUAAAAUAGCAGCGGGAUCUCGGGAUCAUACGUCAGGAUUAUAUAUAUUUGACUGCCCUAAGAUCAUGAACUUUCCCAUAAACCAACAAAUAUCAUAUAUAUGGUUUGAAAGACUGCAUGAGAAUCCCCGACACUUUCGGGGUGGCUUUGACAUCGUCGUGCCUUCUGAUUGGAAAAACACUGAUUUUCCAUCAAGAUGGUUCAAUCACCUAUUUGAUGGCGGUUCAAUAGUAAGGAUAGUAGAUUUUGAUGAGUUUGACAAGAAGUUUGGCUUUGCCUUCUUUGUGGCAUUUGAGAUAAACAAUUGUCUUGCGAAUUCUGGUUCUCCACAGGAUUCAUUUUCCUCAGCACUCCCACAUCAUUUAUAUCUUUCUUUUGAAAGUGAACACACAGAGGAACGCUUUGAUAUGCCGCUUAGUUUGGAACCGCACAAAAUUGAUGGCUCCAAACAUCUUUGGCUAAUCUAUAUCUCUCAAGAGCACUGCCAUUUCUUAAAAACAGGAGCGCAUAUCACAUUUAAAGCCUGCUCAAGUUUGUUAAUAAAGAAAUGGGGAGUACGCUUGGUAAUCAAGGAUCUAAUGAAAUCAUAUACUGUCCGUAGGUUCUGGGAACACUUAACGGACACUGAUGCGCCACAACUUUUCUUUGAUUAUGUACAAAAAACCAGCAUGUAUUCUGGAACUAAAAUCCAACUUCCUUACAAUUGGUUUGUUACUGAAGAGGAAGAAGUUGAGAAUUCUGGAGCCAAGUCAAAAGAAACCAAUCUUUCUAAUCUGGGCUUUUAAAUAUGCUAACCACAGCCAAAAGCACAACAUGUUUUGUGAGCCUUGAGGUUCUGUCAUGAACCUUAUCAUGUUGUUAUCAGUUGCAACUCGGGAAUUUCUUCAACUUUGCGAGUCUCAUGUCGGACAAAUUCAGAAUGUGAUGGUAAAAGUUUCUGAUAGACCUCUUACACGAAAUGUGUAUAAAAGGAAAGGGAUUGAAAUUUCUCAUUAGAUAGUUUAGGGGGUAGUUAUGUAUUUCCUUAGCAGUUAAGUUUUAUUGUGUUUCUGUUUGUAUGUAAUUUGCUUCACUUUCUUUUAGCUGUAAUUGUGAUUGUAGCUCUGCAUUGAAAGUUCUUGUCCAGAGUAAUGUUGAUUGUUGAAUAUAAAUUCAGAAAACUGACCCACAAAUCCCUUGUUUCUGCCAGUUA
Messenger RNA from Lathyrus oleraceus (garden pea), 4358 nucleotides. Its product is annotated as disease resistance protein RPV1. The transcript has 7 exons. The record is from RefSeq and is a predicted model, not a curated record. Lineage: Eukaryota; Viridiplantae; Streptophyta; Magnoliopsida; Fabales; Fabaceae. Gene Ontology annotation, biological process: signal transduction; defense response. Bases 268 to 3951 code for a protein of 1227 amino acids. Gene Ontology annotation, molecular function: ATP hydrolysis activity; protein binding; ADP binding.